AUGGAGACGUAUCACGGUUACGUGCGGACGCCCGCCGACGCCAUCAAGCUGUUCGAGGCUUGCCGCCUCGGUAUCCUGCCCCGCGUGCAGCGCCGACUCUCGGAGAAGGAGCGCCAGUCCAUCCGCUCGGGGUCCGUCUUCGUCUGGGAUGAGCGCGAGGCCGGCAUGAGGAGGUGGACCGACGGCAAGUCGUGGAGCGCCAGCCGGGUGUCGGGAAGCUUCCUGACGUACCGCGAGAUGGAGGGCAAGCGCGGCGGCGGCUUCGGCACCGGCCGCAGGGGAUCCGGCAAGACGCCCGACUCGAAUCGCGGCAGCGACGAGGACCACGACGACGGCGAGCCCGAGGGCUACCGCUACAAGGCCGACGGCCUGAUGAAGCAGUCGUUCAGCAUCACCACGUCGACAGGCCAGCAUCUCCACCUCAUCUCCUACUACUCGCGCCCCCAGCCGGGACAGCCCGACCUGUCCCAGCCCACAAACGACCCUUCCCUGCGCGGCGUCGUCCCCGUCAAGGGCAUGUACCCCGAGUCCAGCAUGGGCGAGGUCAACCAGACGCCCGCCCUCACCCGCGCACCCAUGCAGAACUACAGCCUGCCUCCCCAGCCAUACCCGGGCCAGCACUACGCGCCCCAUUACGGCACCCAGCAGACCCACGCCUGGCCUCCCUCCCCGGCCGUCACGCCUCCCUACAGCCACUACACCACGGCGCCGCCCUAUGCGACUCACGGACACGCCCCGCCUCCGUCUCACCACCACCCGCUCAUGCCUCAGCCUCCGGCCGCUCCCUCGCACUACGCCCCGGCCCACCACUACGAGCCCCGCGCCUCCAUCACCCUCCCUCCCCCGCAAAAGUCGACGGCUUUCCCUCCCUACCAGGCCUCGCAGGCUUACCGUAUGCCCUCGCCGCCACGCAUCAGCGACCUGGCCCCUCCGAGGGAGUCGGUGGCGGACCCGCGCCUCAGUGCCGCCGCCCUGUCCAGGAACCCCCACGGCCCACUACCGACCCUCAACUCGGUGGCCAGCCGCCCGCAGGCUGCCGGCGCCUCCCCUCCCAGCAGCAGCCGGACUCCGACGCCUCCCCAGACUGCGUACUCUGAAAAGACGACGGCGCCGAUUCAGCCGCAGCCCGCCAGGUCCGGCCUGUCGGUCCUCCUCAACGAUUGCGGCAGCGCAGAAGGCGACAGCUCUGCUUCCGGCGCCGAUCCGUCCGCCGUGAGCGAGGACCACCGCGCACUGCGCAUGCUGGACAGGAGCGCUUUCAAGCAGGUUGUCCUGUAG
Messenger RNA from Geosmithia morbida, 1278 nucleotides. RefSeq lists its product as uncharacterized. NCBI's taxonomy places the organism in Eukaryota, Fungi, Ascomycota, Sordariomycetes, Hypocreales, Bionectriaceae. Gene Ontology annotation, molecular function: DNA binding. The transcript has a single exon. The record is from RefSeq and is a predicted model, not a curated record. The coding region runs from base 1 to 1278 and encodes 425 amino acids.